UUUUAACUUAUUUAACAUCAGCAAAGAAACAAACAAAAAUUUGUACCAAGAUUUAAAGACCACAAUAAAUUUAUUAUUCUAACCCUUUUCCAAAUUAAAUCAGAAAGAAACAUGUUUAUUUUAUGCACUAAAAGAGAAAAGAUCAGACUUAAACCUGACAGUCUUGGAAAGGAUUACCAAAAAAACAUUACAAAAUUAUUAUAUGAAACAUAUUUAUUCAAGGCAAUUAAUGAAAAUGAGGUUAUUGUAGCUAUUAAAGAUGUUACUCUGUAUGAUGGAUUUGUAGAAUAAGUAACAGGAGAAGUCGUUUUCGAAAUCUAAAUGACUUAUCUCGUCCAGUAAAUAGUUUAAAAUGAAGUCUAUGAAGGAACAAUCGUUUCAUAAAAUGCUAAAGGAAUUACUGUUAAAUUUGGAUAGCUCUAGGCUUUUAUUGGUAAACAUCUACUUCAGCCAAACUCUACAUUUUUCAAGGAUAAAAACGAAUGGAUUUGGUAGAAUGAUGAAGAAGACAGCUCUAGCGUGCUCUUCUAUGAAGCAGAUGCUUAGGUUAAAUUCAAAAUAUUUGCCAUUAAUUUCUUGGCGAAGAUUGACGAAGUUAACCCAGAAGGAUAAAAGCAAAUCAUAGGUGCGAUGAAUGAAGAUGGCCUUGGUUUGAUAUAAUGGUGGGAUUUCUGA
Tetrahymena thermophila SB210 is the source of this 675-nucleotide messenger RNA. Its product is annotated as RNA polymerase Rpb7, amine-terminal domain protein. Lineage: Eukaryota; Ciliophora; Oligohymenophorea; Hymenostomatida; Tetrahymenidae. Gene Ontology annotation, cellular component: RNA polymerase III complex. The record is from RefSeq and is a predicted model, not a curated record. The transcript has 7 exons. Gene Ontology annotation, biological process: transcription initiation at RNA polymerase III promoter.